AUGGAGCAGCAGGUCCCCCCCAGCCCCACAGCUGUGGAGCCCACUGCUACCCCCGACGUCUACCCCUGGUCCGAGGGCUACUCGUGGGACACCGGGGUGCUGCCCGAGCUGUGCGAGAAGGAGGCCGUGCAGGGCUUUGCCCGCACCUACCAGCCGGCUGUCUACCUGCUGCUGUCGCUGCUGGGCGCCGCGGGGAACGGGCUGGUGCUGCUCACGCACACCCGCUACCGCCGGGCGCAGAGCAUCACCGACAUCUGCCUGCUGCACCUGGCCCUCUCCGACCUGCUGCUGCUGCUGACGCUUCCCUUCGCCGUCACCGUCACGCUGCAGGGCUGGGCCCCGGGCACGGCCUCCUGCCGCGUGCUGCAGGGCCUCUACGCCCUCAACUUCUACAGCGGCUUCCUCUUCCUCACCUGCAUCAGCGUGGACCGCUACGUGGCCAUUGUGCGGGUGCCGGCCGCCUGCCGCCUGCGCCCGCGGGCCCGGCGCUACGGCUGCCUGGCGGCGGGGCUGGCCUGGCUGCUGGCCUCCCUGCUGGCACUGCCCCAGCUCAUCUACGGGCGAGCGGAGCAGCACCGCGGCCUCUGGCUCUGCCGCGUGGUCUUCCCAACGACUGUGUCCCGGGCGGCCCGUGGGGCCACCAACCUGGUGCAGGUGGUGCUGGGCUUCGCGGUGCCCUUCCUGGUGAUGGCCGGCUGCUACGCGGCCGUGGCGCGCACGCUGCUGGCGGCCCGCGGCGCCCAGCCCCACCGGGCACUGCGGGUGCUGCCCGCCCUGGUGCUGGUCUUUGUGGCGCUGCAGCUGCCGCACAGCCUGGCCGUGCUGCUGGACACGGCCGAGCUGCUGGCCGCCUGGGAGGCCACCUGCGCCCAGAGCCGCCGCAAGGACCUGGCGCUGCUGGUCACCGGCGGGCUGGCCUGCCUGCGCUGCUGCCUCAACCCGCUGCUCUACGCCUUCCUGGGCCAGCGCUUCCGCCGUGAGCUCUGGAUGCUGGCGGCUGACGCUGGCUGCGUGCGGCCCCUCGACGCCCGCUGCCCUGGCUGCAGCAGCCCUCGCCGUCGGAGUUCGCUCUCCACAUGCCAGGAUGUGGCCUAG
This is a messenger RNA of Nothoprocta perdicaria, 1095 nucleotides long. It is a transcript of the gene CCR10, whose product is annotated as C-C motif chemokine receptor 10. The coding region runs from base 1 to 1095 and encodes 364 amino acids. Gene Ontology annotation, biological process: immune response; G protein-coupled receptor signaling pathway; chemotaxis. The record is from RefSeq and is a predicted model, not a curated record. Gene Ontology annotation, cellular component: membrane. Gene Ontology annotation, molecular function: C-C chemokine receptor activity. NCBI's taxonomy places the organism in Eukaryota, Metazoa, Chordata, Aves, Tinamiformes, Tinamidae. The transcript is spliced from 2 exons.